AUGGAUGACAACCAAAGGCAUCCAUUUAGUGAAGACCUGUCGUUGACUUGUGCAGUGGCUGGCCCCAGCAGUACAGGGCAGCUCGGUGGGGGCACCUCGGCCAGAGAAACUGGUGGAGCCACUGGUGAUGAUGUGGGCUGGAAGAAGCCCUGCAGGGGUGUCAGCCGGCUGUGUUACAAGGAGGAAACCAUUGGGACAGCCUGCCUAAUGAAUCUUCAUUGGCCAGACGGUGGCAAACAUGGUGGUUGCCGGGUCGCCAUCACCUGCCGCCACUGCUUCCUUCCAGAAGCAGGAAAGAGAAUAAGCAUGGAGGGCAUUGUAGCAUUCGGGCAAAGUGUCUCGCAUGUGGCAAGCUUUCCAGGCUAUGACAUCACGUUCCUGGCCCUGGAGGAGGAGCCUGGAGGUGACAUUGAGUGGGUGCCCUUCUGCUGGGUUGCUGGAAUCGGGCUGUCUCGCUGCCAGCCUGUCAAGCUGGUGAGCUUUCCACAGGUAUUAGACAAGGAGGUUAUCAGCAAGGCCACUUGGGACGCACCGAAUGUGUCCAGUGGCACGGUGACAUGGAUUUCGGCUGACGUCAACGAGGCUGUUGCUGAUUACUCUGGUUUGUUGCCAAACUCAAGUGGUGGUGCAGUAGUGGUGAGCCCGACUAUCCUCGCUGGUGUCCACACCGGCAGCAUCUACCACUUGGAGGAGGACCUGCCAGAGCAGGAGCAGCAUGACCAGGCCAGGAUGACCAUGCCAUUGAUACCAGAUAUGGAGCUGGAGGAGUGGACAGCUGAACCUUUGGCAUCUAGCCAAAGGGCUGCUGCUGGGAAGCGGAAGAAGGAGGAGGCAGCAAGCAGGAGCAGCGACCUGGAGCAGAAAAUAUCAUAUUGUAUGAAGAAUAUCGAGCACAAGGGGGCCAUGGGCACAUUUGUGCCGUCACAUACACUGCGCUGGCUCUACAAGAGUGUGCUGGAGCUGAAUCCACCCCAUUGAUGAACACUUCCAUGCUGGGCUCUGGCAGUGGCAGGGUUGUGGCAGAUGCCUGCUGAGGGGUGACUGGACAGCUGGCAGGCUAGGAGGGAGCAGGUUGGGGAGGGUGUUGUAGAGGUCUUAGGGCCUUGAAGGAUAGUGCUUGUCACCAGUCUGGGAUUUUCCCAGGUUCAGGAGGUAGGGGCCAUCUCGUGAGAGUCUGACCAGGUGGUGGUUGGGAGUUGUUUGGGUAUGUGUUGUGUGUAGUUCUGUUGUGUCACCCCGCUGGGGGAUGUUGUUGGUUUGAGGUGUGGUGGCCAGUGGGCUGCAGUCCUGCGGCUGGGUUUGUGUUCUUCUGUUCUUCUGCAGUGUAAGGACCCUUGGCAG
Molecule: messenger RNA, 1341 nt
Organism: Volvox carteri f. nagariensis
Lineage: Eukaryota; Viridiplantae; Chlorophyta; Chlorophyceae; Chlamydomonadales; Volvocaceae
Exons: 8
Coding region: 1-978 (325 amino acids)
Source: RefSeq, a predicted model, not a curated record